Molecule: messenger RNA, 1260 nt
Organism: Carassius carassius (crucian carp)
Lineage: Eukaryota; Metazoa; Chordata; Actinopteri; Cypriniformes; Cyprinidae
Product: serine/threonine-protein phosphatase CPPED1
Exons: 4
Coding region: 146-1075 (309 amino acids)
Molecular function (GO): hydrolase activity
Source: RefSeq, a predicted model, not a curated record
CGUCGAUUCACAAACACACUACUGUUAGUAAAAGUAACAGAUGACUUCGUCAGAUUUAGCAACGAACGCCCAAACACGAUAGCGAGACGUACGAAACAUAGGUUGAACGGUUUAUUAUCCUAUACCAGGUAGCGAACGCGUUUCAAUGGCAGGAGACGAAAGUGUCUUUCUGAGAGCGAAGGAUCGGAGUUAUAAGGGGCUGACAGAAGAUGAACAGAAGGAUUGGAGUGGGCCCUUUUACUUCGUCCAGGCUGCGGACCCCCAGCUUGGCCUGAUGAAGGCGUGGAGAAUAGGAGACUGUGAUUCAGGAGGGGAUGAGUGGACUGAGGAGGUUCAGCUCACAAAACAGGCAGUUCAGGCAAUCAACAAACUACAGCCCAGACCUCGCUUCUUGGUCCUGUGUGGAGACCUGGUCCAUGCUAUGCCUGGAUGCCCAUUCAGAGAAGAACAGGUUAAGGACCUCAAAGAAGCACUGAGAGGAAGUGACCCCGACAUUCCUCUAGUGUUUGUCAGUGGCAACCAUGAUCUCGGCAACACACCCACUCCGGAGAGCGUAGAGCAGUUCUGCCGUGACUGGGGCGAUGAUUACUUUAGUUUUUGGGUGGGUGGUGUUUUGUGUUUGGUGUUGAACUCUCAGUUCUUCUUCGACUCAUCAGGCUGCCCUGAGUUAAUGGAGGCCCAUGAGGUCUGGCUGGAGAGCCAGCUGCAAAGAGCCACCCAGACCCUCUCCCGCCACGUGCUUGUCUUCCAGCACAUUCCACUCUUCCUCAAUAAACCUGACGAAGAGGAUGACUACUUCAACCUGCAGAAGGGAAUCAGAGAGCGCUUGAUCCAGAGAUUCAAACAAGCAGGGGUGAAAGCUGUGUUCUCCGGGCACUACCACAGAAAUGCAGGGGGCUGCUAUGAUGGGCUGGAUAUGGUGGUGAGCUCCGCUGUUGGUUGUCAGCUAGGAGAUGACACUCACGGUGUGCGAGUGGUAGUAGUUACUGAAGAUGACAUCAUCCAUCGCUACCAUAGUCUGGACCAAUUAACCCAAAGAGGAAUGGACGAAGACCUGAAGAAAUUGUUGGUUUGAAUCCACCUCCAGGUCACUAAUCAUGUGAUUGCAUCUUCAUCUUCAGCAUUCAUUCUAGAAACUGAGCCGUUGAUUGUACAGUUAGAGUUUUCAGGUGUGUUUUUUACAGGAAUGAAAAGUCUUACAUUCUGAUUACAUUAGCAAGCAUUAAAAAUUCGAACCAGUGACUCUUUUGAUCUUUGAUA